AUGGGGAAAAAGGGGGCCCUGAAGGAGUCAGGGGCCGGGUUCUCAACGUCGCCUAGAAGGCAGCAGCACCACUGUGAGCGCUGGGGUCUGUUUAUGACGCUGACGUUACUGGGCCCGAUGGCAGCUCAUCAAAGGGCUUUCUCAGUCAGCCGAGUGCCGGAGAAGCUGGAUGUGGUGGUGAUAGGCAGUGGCUUUGGGGGCCUGGCUGCAGCUGCAAUUCUGGCCAAAGCUGGCAAGCGAGUUCUGGUGCUGGAACAGCAUACCAAGGCUGGGGGCUGUUGUCAUACCUUUCGACAGGAUGGCCUUGAAUUUGACACAGGAAUCCAUUAUAUUGGGGAUAUGGAGGAGGGCAGCACUGGCCGUUUUAUGUUGGACCAGAUCACCGAGGGGCAGCUGGACUGGGCUGCCAUGUCCUCUCCCUUUGACAUUAUGGUACUAGAAGGAUCCAAUGGCCGGAAGGAUUUCCCCAGGUACAGUGGGGAGAAAGCCUAUGUACAGGGCCUCAAGGAGAAGUUUCCUCAAGAAGAGGCUGCCAUUGACAAGUACAUAAAGCUGGUUAAGGCGGUGUCCAGUGGAGUCACUCUUGCUGUCUUGCUGAAGCUCCUCCCUUUGCCUGUAGUUCAGCUUCUCAACAAGUGUGGGCUGCUGACUCGUUUCUCUCCGUUCCUUCGUGCAUCCACCCAGAGCUUGUCUGAGGUCUUGAAGCAGCUGCCGGCCUCCCCUGAGCUCCAGGCAGUGCUCAGCUACAUCUUCCCUACUUACGGUGUGACACCCAGCCACAGCGCCUUUUCCAUGCAUGCUCUGCUGGUUGACCACUACUUGAAAGGAGGCUUCUAUCCCCGUGGUGGCUCCAGUGAAAUUGCCUUCCACACCAUCCCUGUGAUUCAGCGGGCAGGGGGCGCUGUCCUUACAAGGGCCACUGUGCAGAGCGUGUUGCUGGAUUCAGCUGGAAAGGCCUGUGGUGUCAGUGUGAAGAAGGGCCAAGAACUGGUGAACAUCUACUGCCCCAUCGUAAUCUCCAGCGCAGGGCUGUUCAAUACCUACGAGCACUUAUUGCCAGAGCAUGCCCGCUGUCUGCCAGAUGUGAAGAAACAGCUGGCGAUGGUGCGGCACAGCUUGGGCAUGUUCUGUGUUUUUAUCUGCCUACGAGGCAGCAAGAAGGACCUGGGUCUGAAGUCUACCAACUACUAUGUUUAUUUUGACAUAGACAUGGACAAGGCGAUGGAGCGCUACCUCUCUGUGCCCAGGGAAAAGGCUGCAGCACACAUCCCCAUUUUCUUCAUUUCUUUCCCGUCAGCCAAGGAUCCGACGUGGGAGGACCGAUACCCAGACCGGUCCACGGUGAACGUGCUGAUACCCACUGCCUAUGAGUGGUUUGAGGAGUGGCAGGAAGAGCCACAGGGAAAGCGGAGCAGCGACUAUGAGACUCUCAAAAACGCCUUUGUUGAAGCUGCUAUGUCAGUUGUCCUGAAGCUGUUCCCCCAGCUGGAGGGGCAGGUGGACAGUGUGACUGGAGGAUCCCCGCUGACCAGUCAGUUCUAUCUGGCUGCCCCACGAGGUGCCUGCUAUGGGGCUGACCAUGACCUUGGCCGCCUGCAUCCUCAUGUGAUAGCCUCCAUGAGGGCUCAAAGCCCCAUCCCCAACCUCUACCUGACAGGCCAGGACAUCUUCACGUGUGGGUUGACAGGGGCCCUGCAAGGGGCCAUGCUGUGCAGUGGUGCCAUCCUGAAGCGGAACUUGUUCUCGGACCUUAAGAAGCUUCACUCAAGGAUCCAGGCACAGAAGAAGAAGAAUUAG
This is a messenger RNA of Trichechus manatus latirostris (Florida manatee), 1797 nucleotides long. RefSeq names its product retinol saturase (gene RETSAT). Gene Ontology annotation, cellular component: endoplasmic reticulum membrane. Gene Ontology annotation, molecular function: all-trans-retinol 13,14-reductase activity. Gene Ontology annotation, biological process: retinol metabolic process. The transcript is spliced from 11 exons. Bases 1 to 1797 code for a protein of 598 amino acids. The record is from RefSeq and is a predicted model, not a curated record. Lineage: Eukaryota; Metazoa; Chordata; Mammalia; Sirenia; Trichechidae.